Heterobasidion irregulare TC 32-1 is the source of this 225-nucleotide messenger RNA. RefSeq lists its product as uncharacterized. NCBI's taxonomy places the organism in Eukaryota, Fungi, Basidiomycota, Agaricomycetes, Russulales, Bondarzewiaceae. The record is from RefSeq and is a predicted model, not a curated record. The coding region runs from base 1 to 225 and encodes 74 amino acids. Gene Ontology annotation, biological process: attachment of spindle microtubules to kinetochore. The transcript has 3 exons. Gene Ontology annotation, cellular component: mitotic spindle; DASH complex.
AUGGAGAACCCACAUGCGGAGCGACAGGCGAUCCUGCUUGAGCGUAUCGUAAAGAACGCGGAUAAGUGUACGGAGCUGAUCCUCGAACUCAAUCACUGCGUCGAGGAAGUGCUCCGAGCGAAUGCCUACGUAAAGACAGCCGCGGAUCUGGCGAGCAAAUAUCGCAAGAAUGUACAGUAUAAUCUGGAGGCGACGCGAGAGGGCGGUCCGACGAGCAUAUCAUGA